UUUAUCACGUGGUAGUUUCCUCGCUACUUCUUACCCCAACAGUAAAAAGGUAAUUAACUCCGAGAUUAAAUACCUCUUUCGUAGGUGGCAUCUUUUCCAGAACACAUGGCAUCCGUCGUCGUUUAAUUUCUUCUUUGCUGCUUCUCGUUCUCUUUGAUACUUUUCAACAUUCGCUUCAAUUAUCAGUUGCCUACUCGAUCUGUCAAAGACAGUAGAGAUAAUUAAGGAGCAACAAAUAGAAGCAAAAUCGAAGAGAUUAUGUCUUCCUCUUCUUCUUCAUCGCUUAUUGCCGCUGGUCAUGAAGCCUCACCCACGCUUCAACACCACCUCCAGUUCAUACUUCAAAGCCGGCCUGAAUGGUGGGUCUACGCCAUCUUCUGGCGAACAUCCAAAGACAGCGACGGUCGUGUUGUUUUCUCAUGGGGCGAUGGUCAUUUCCGUGGUACCAAGGAAGCCGGAGUCGCUUCCAAAGCCGAAGAACAACAACCCAAAAAGAAGGCGAUCACGAAAGGAUUCCAAGCUCUUUUUGAUGAAGACAUGGACGUAGACAGGCUAGUACUGGACGGCCAUGUCACUGACUCUGAAUGGUUUUACACCGUCUCUGUGACACGGUCGUUUGCACUGGGCGAUGGCGUUCUCGGCCGCGCGUAUAGUUGCGGGGCGUACAUUUGGUUGACAGGGUCCCACGAGCUUCAAUACUACGAGUGCGAGAGAGUUAAAGAAGCUCGCAUGCAUGGCGUUCGGACAUUGGUUUGUGUUUCAACUUCUCGUGGGGUCGUUGAAUUCGGAUCUUCCGAUGUCAUCAAAGAAGAUUGGAGCUUGGUGCCGCUAGUGAAGUCGCUUUUUGGUUCUGAAAAUACUACUUCUCCUGUAAUCUGUAAUGAGGGAAACCACGAAGAUCAGGUACAAUUUUCCAACCCUGAUAUUUCUCUUCUGAAUAUUGCAACGUCAUCACGGGCUCAGUUACAAGAGAAGGCGAAAUCAGAGGGUGAUGCGAAAGAAGGGCCGGCGGGUCUUGGCCGCUCAUCGCCUGACUCGGUGCCUUCUGACUCUGACAGCCAUUUUGCGUCUGAAAAGAGGAAGAAAAGAGGAAGAAAACCAAUCAUCACCGGGCGAGAAUCCCCUCUUAAUCACGUCGAAGCGGAGAGGCAGCGCAGAGAGAAGCUCAACCAUCGAUUCUAUGCGCUCCGGUCAGCGGUUCCCAAUGUUUCAAAGAUGGACAAAGCAUCUCUACUCGCUGAUGCAGUAGAAUACAUCAAUGAUCUCAAGGCAAAAAUUGAAGACUUGGAGGCGAAACUUAAAGAACGAUCAUCCCAAAAGGCCAAUAUUUUUGACAAUCAAAGCAUCAACGCCAUGGUUGGUCACACAAGGCGGCAAUCAUCAGGCAGUUUCACUGUAACUAAAAUGGAAAUCGAGGUGCAGAUUGUUGGAUCAGAAGCGUUGAUCCGAGUUCAGUGUCCCGACGUGGACUACCCUUCUGCAAGAUUGAUGAACGCGCUUAGAGAUCUUGAGUUUCAAAUUCAUCAUGCAAGCAUAUCAAACGUGAAGGAGAUGAUGCUUCAAGACGUUGUGGUUAAAGUUCCGGAUGGAUUGAAAAGUGAGGAGGUCAUGAGAACUGCUAUUCUUCAAAGAAUGCAGAAUUAAUUAGUUUAUCUUAACUUCAUGGGGUUUAAUCAUCCUACAUGAUGAUCACCUUCGGUUUCGUGGAAAAUAAGACAAGCUUCUGAUGAGUCGAAUUAAUUUCAGAUGCUAAGCGGCCAGUUCAAGGAAAUGAACAUAGU
Messenger RNA from Alnus glutinosa, 1781 nucleotides. Its product is annotated as transcription factor MYC2-like. The transcript has 2 exons. Lineage: Eukaryota; Viridiplantae; Streptophyta; Magnoliopsida; Fagales; Betulaceae. Gene Ontology annotation, cellular component: nucleus. Gene Ontology annotation, molecular function: transcription cis-regulatory region binding; DNA-binding transcription factor activity; protein dimerization activity. The record is from RefSeq and is a predicted model, not a curated record. Gene Ontology annotation, biological process: regulation of DNA-templated transcription. Bases 259 to 1644 code for a protein of 461 amino acids.